Racocetra persica is the source of this 368-nucleotide messenger RNA. NCBI's taxonomy places the organism in Eukaryota, Fungi, Glomeromycota, Glomeromycetes, Diversisporales, Gigasporaceae. The record is from the annotation of a GenBank genome assembly.
AUGACGACUAUUUCAUCUUACUCUCAAAAUAGUCAAGAAAAAAAGCACAAUAUAUCAGAGUUGAAAAAAGAAUAUAUGAAAGCUUUGGAACAUUUAGUUAAAAGAAAUAAAUUACUUGCAAUAAACUUACUUGGAACAAAUUUUACUAUGAUUAUUGGAGCAGUAUUAUUGUGGGGAGAUGAAAAAAAAAUAAUUAGAAAAGUUGAAUUUAUCAUAACAUCAAGCUUUAUAGUUUUAAGUAGAAUUAUAACAUUGAUAUUAUCUAUCCGAAAAAAGCUUGUAAAUAAAAUCUCUAAAAAAGAAAUUCAAACUGUGACAAUUGAUGAGAUUUUAGAUGAUAAGAUUUUAAAUGAUUUACCUAAUUUGGA